AUGUACAUCCAAAUCGGACAUCAAGACAAGCUUCAACUGACUUCAUUCACCUACUUGAAUGAACUUGUCGAAGAAUUAAAUGAUUUAUUAGGAGAGAACGCGUUUCUCAUCGAACAAAAUGGAAAGAAGAUCGAUUUGUCGAGCGAAUGUCAAUUGAUUGAAGAUGAAACUUAUAAAAUUUGGCCUCGAAUCCUUGGUGGAAAGGGUGGUUUUGGAUCUUUAUUGCGAUCUUUUGGUAAACAAAUUUUGAUCUCGAAAAAUAAGGAAGCGUGUCGUGAUUUGAAUGGUCGGCGUAUGAGAGAUGUAAACAAUGAAAAGAAAUUGCAAGAAUGGAUGCAAAAGCAAUUAGAAAAGUCAUCAACUGAUCAAAAGAACAAAGCAUCAGCAUCGUCAAACGAAGAAAAAUCGGAUUAUCGUAAUGUUCCACCGCCACACAAGUUCUCCGAUGCUGCUUAUGAUGAACAAAAGAAACAAAUCGCGAAUGAUAUGGAUGAAGCUGUUCAGGUCGCGGUCGAAUUAAUCCAAGCUGAGAAGUUGAAGAAAAAGAAGAAAUCAACAACAGCUGUUAGUACUCUCGAUGAUGAUGAUGACGACGGUGAUACAGAUGAAGUUGUUUCGAAAAAACGUCGCCAUUCGGAAGACGCACUUGAAGAUGGUGAAUUAAAAAAUAAGAAAACAAAGAAGGAAAAAGGUGCUUCAGGGGCGUUUUUCCUGGGUAUUGAUCUUGGAGAUGUCUCAAGUGAUGACGACGACGAUGACGAAGAGAAAAUACAGAAAAAGAAGACAAAAGUAGCCAAGAAAAAUUAA
Adineta ricciae is the source of this 807-nucleotide messenger RNA. The record is from the annotation of a GenBank genome assembly. Lineage: Eukaryota; Metazoa; Rotifera; Eurotatoria; Adinetida; Adinetidae.